UCUCGCUCUCCCCUUCCCAGCGCACGCUUCUUUCCUCCUCGCUCGGCAGCUUAGAAAAGGAGCGCCCUCGCGACGCUCGGGCUCAUUGCCGUUGUAGAACGCGCGCUUGCCACAUCGUCGUCGCCGUGAGCCGUACGUUCUCCGGCACGCUCUUGCUUUUGGCGACAACCAACUUCCUGGAUUACUCUCGCGCGUCUCUACAACGCCGCUUCGUCGUGUGUUUUCUCAACUCGAGUGACAACCACGGCGCAAACCAGCAACAUGCCUGCCGACAGGGCACCGAGCAAGGCCAGCGAACUGCGACGGAGUACCAAGCCCAUCAUGGAAAAACGUCGCAGGGCCCGCAUAAACCACAGCCUGACUGAGCUGAAGAAUCUCAUCUUGGAUGCACUUAAGAAAGAUAACGCUCGGCACUCUAAACUGGAAAAGGCCGACAUCCUGGAAAUGACGGUCAAGCACCUCCAGCAGUUGCAGAGGCAGCAGGCCGCGCGCUCUAUCGUGUCCGACAAUUCGGUGGCCGACAAGUUCCGCGCCGGCUACCGAGAGUGCGCCGCCGAAGUCGGUCGCUACCUGGGACGCCUCGACGGCGUGGACGGCGCCGUCCGUCAGCGAGUGAUGGGUCACCUGGCCUCCAGGGUGUCCGAGCUGUCCACGCCUCCCCCGAGUCCCGGUAGCGAGGACGGCGGACACUUCUUUAACGCCUCCGCCGGAAGCGUUCAGCUGCUCCCCACCAGGUUACCCUCGGGCGAGAUCGCCUUCUUGCUGCCCCAGCCGUCUCAACUGUCCGUCUACGCCCCGGUCUCCCCGCCGGCCACGCCAGGUCUGGCCACGACUGCCGCCUCCUCGGGUAUUCUCAGCCCGGCCUGCAGCGAACGCUCAAUGUCUUCUUCCUCUUUGUCUUCGCCUCCGAGCCCUGUCUCGCCGUCUUCGUGCUCGUCUUCCUCGACCUUCUCUCACCACCACCAAAGCUUCGGUGGCGUCUACAUGCCAGCGACGCAAGCCGCUGUCAAAGUCGAAGAUGAAGCCGUCUGGAGGCCCUGGUGAAACACGGGAAGCAGAUUACGCACAACUGUUCAACGGUGUCGGCUUGGGUGUUCGGAUGAUUCCUUUUUUUUUUUUUCCGCUAUACUACCAUCUUGAAGUCAUCCACCGUAGCAUCUUACCAGUACACCGCGACAAAUUGCAUCAUGAUCUCCAAGGACAGUUCCUCUCCCCCUUCGUGUUUUUUUACACACGAAAACCACCACGUCGUCAAUGUCCUUCGUUGGAUCCAUCCCAGAAUUCUCCCGCAAGUGCCUUAAAAGAACUCUUGACCGUCUGCUAAUACGUCACUGUGUUCAAGUUGUUACCGCUAGCGUCCAUGGAAGCAUCGCUGUCAGACGCGUUAAGUUAUUUUAAAAACUACCACCUGUUAUCGCGAUGGAAAUGGCACGUAAGGACUGAUAAGGGCGGCAUCUCGUUUUUCUUUGUUAAUACUGUACAUAGUUAUCGGAGUCAGAUUGUUUACUAUAAAGUGCUCUUGUCAAUUCAUGCGCAGCAUGUCUCAUUAUGUGAAACUGCUUUUGUCAACGUAGUUUUGUAUUUCGACUGUGAUAUUUCGCUGCGAAAGGUUUUGGGCCGUCGGGCUGACGUGAUGUGUUCGAUCUGUUAACCUUUUUUUUUCGAUCGCCCGAUCGGUCUGCAGCUUCGCCACAAACCAACCCAUCUUCAGCUAUUCAUUCGCAGCUUCUCGGAGUUUGUGAAUAUAUUUAUUUUCUUUUUCUUGUACAAUUACGUUUGAAAAGAAAGAUGAAAAAAAAUUAUCAAAUUAUCCUCGCUCGGUUGUUUGACGCCGUCGAGGUUGAAUAAAAGAAAUGCUGUUUCAAACAUGA
Rhipicephalus microplus (southern cattle tick) is the source of this 1871-nucleotide messenger RNA. RefSeq names its product bHLH transcriptional repressor hairy (gene hry). The record is from RefSeq and is a predicted model, not a curated record. NCBI's taxonomy places the organism in Eukaryota, Metazoa, Arthropoda, Arachnida, Ixodida, Ixodidae. Gene Ontology annotation, biological process: regulation of DNA-templated transcription. Gene Ontology annotation, molecular function: protein dimerization activity; DNA binding.